AUGCCUUUCGGAAUUGGAGCCAUCAAUGCUGUCCGCACUACAUUCUACGUCAUACUGUUCAUGUUCUCCGCCGUCAUGAUUGGCUUGACGGCGGCACGCUUGGAAUACACGACUCACCUCCCACCUUGGGACCCGCUCAACCAGGGCCACUCGUUCUACAACCCCAUUGUCGCCGAACUGCUGGCAUCGUCGUGCCUAUCCUUGCUAUGGUCGCUGUUCGCGCUACACAUCCUCUUCCCAGGUUGGACGUUUGAAUACGGCAUCUUGUCCAGCUUCUUCGGAGAGAUGCUGGGGCUCUUCUGCCUCUUCGUCCUCUGGCUCGUGGGAGCCGCCAUCUCCUCCACAAUGUGGGCGGAGCUCGGAUGGUGCCACGAGUACGAGGCAUGCCGACUCCUGACAGCCCUUGUCGCGUUCGCGUGGCUCGGCUGGGCGAUGCUGCUCUUCCUCCUCUUCAUCAGUGUGCUCUUCGCCGUCAUGAACCGCGCCCUGUUCUGGCAGAUGCACGGGCGGUACAACCCUCGCGCUAGCACCUACUAAAUCCACUGCAUCAGCAUGAGCCAUUGUGUUGAUGAUGAAUUCAACGAAGA
This is a messenger RNA of Postia placenta MAD-698-R-SB12, 587 nucleotides long. RefSeq lists its product as hypothetical. NCBI's taxonomy places the organism in Eukaryota, Fungi, Basidiomycota, Agaricomycetes, Polyporales, Adustoporiaceae. The coding region runs from base 1 to 537 and encodes 178 amino acids. The transcript is spliced from 4 exons. The record is from RefSeq and is a predicted model, not a curated record.